This is a messenger RNA of Lingula anatina, 606 nucleotides long. Its product is annotated as gamma-aminobutyric acid receptor subunit beta-1-like. Gene Ontology annotation, molecular function: extracellular ligand-gated monoatomic ion channel activity; transmembrane signaling receptor activity. Gene Ontology annotation, biological process: monoatomic ion transmembrane transport. The record is from RefSeq and is a predicted model, not a curated record. Gene Ontology annotation, cellular component: membrane. Lineage: Eukaryota; Metazoa; Brachiopoda; Lingulata; Lingulida; Lingulidae.
AAAUUUUUUCCUGCAGGAUAUUUAUGUCAUCAGUUGUAUGACAAUACAGUUUCUGGUGGGGGUUCAGAAUGCAGUGGCCUCCUUGUUGACCGAGACAACAGCCAGGUUGUUUGAUCUAAUAUCAGUGUGUGUUUUGACUGGCAGCGUAGUCAUCAUUCAUUUGGUCAUGGGCAUUAUUGUAGUGAAAAAAUGGUUCAAGCAAAAGAAAACCUUGGAAGCCAACACUGAGAAAUUCCAUUCUCUGUGUGAUGUUAUUGAUGUGGCCUGGAGGAGAAAAAUGGCAGAAAAGGCUGCAAUAGAAGCAUCUCAGGAACAAGGGGAAAAGACACAUGUUAGUGACAAUAGUGAAUCUGGGAGCAAGGAUGCUUCAGGAAAGUCAAUACAUAGUCCAGGAAAGUCCAAGAAGAAAAAAACAAGACACCGUAGCAAAGUUGACACUGAAUACCAGACCUUAAGGAAUAGCAAUGAAGUUGGCAUGGAAUCUUCAGACACUGCAGAAACAAAUUUAAGUGUUGCAUGAUUGAAUUCUUAUUGGUAACAAGUGCAAUAUAGACAGCUGAGUUUGGGUAUCAAGACAAUUCCCCCCAGACAAUCCCCCCCACCCCC